This is a messenger RNA of [Torrubiella] hemipterigena, 9122 nucleotides long. The record is from the annotation of a GenBank genome assembly. Lineage: Eukaryota; Fungi; Ascomycota; Sordariomycetes; Hypocreales; Clavicipitaceae.
ACUGAGGCUGGAAUAACAGAAGCAGAAUAACGACACAAUUUUAGCCCUGCUGCCGGCCACCUCCCCCGUAUAAACACUUGCUGCUAUCAUAUUUACUCCUGUAUAAUUUCUUGGACAGGCUUGCAUCGUCGCAUCAGCACGUAGCAACUGGCUUUCCGAAACUCUAGGCGGUCGCUCGCGCCUCCCAACGACCGCUAUGGCUGACUAUAACCCAGAGCUUCAAGCUCGCUUGGCUGCUCUCCAUCUUGAACUAGAGGAUGGUGACAUUACCGAGAAAGGCUUCCAGAAGAAGAGGGCAUUGCUUCUCUCCGAAUUUAGCUCACCUCCUCCAGCUCUUCCCCCUCAAUCGGGCCUUCGAAUUCACACGGUCGAUGACUCAAUACACCCUUCUGGGGACGGCCAUAGAGUUGCCGCUCUCGCUGCUAUGGGCGUUCCUACUUCAGAAGCUGCUCCUAUUUUGCAGCGCCCGCCGUCAGGAUAUAGCGUUGGCUCCCUUGAACAAGACUCACUUGCACCUGUUGCCGCUCUGCGCCCAGGCAUUCCGGCGUCGUCUGAUCCGGCUGCUUAUAGCCGCGACUCGUUGCUCUUUGGUGGCGCUAGCAGUGGCACAAGAUCCGACACCAUGGCCUCGGGCGAUUAUGCCUUUAACCCUGAUCAGCAACCGGUCUAUGUUGACAGCAGGCAGCCUCAUGGGCAACCACCCCAAGAUGGGCGCACCCACACUCUCCUAGAUAACCAGGGCUAUUUUUCAGACUUUGCUGGUCAGCAGAUCCAUGAUCACAACCCGUCUAUGGACUAUGGGGGCCACCAACAUCGAUAUUCUACCAGCGAGCCUUUUUCACCUAGCGCUGCUAUGGCUCCUCCAAUGCUCACAGCAAAUGACUUGCCGCCACGGGAAGCGCUCGAGUACCAACUACCUCUUGAACCCCGCGAAGUCCCCUUCUCAAUCUUUGACCCUCACGAUUCCAACACUCCCAUGUCUCGAUUCGACAAUCUGGCUGCCAUCUUACGUCACCGUGGCCGGAAUAUAGCAAAGGUCCCGGCAUUUUGGGUGCUUGAUAGCAGAGGAAAGGAAAUUGCGUCCAUUACAUGGGACAAGUUUGCUUCCAAGGCCGAAAAAGUGGCGCAGGUCAUCCGCGACAAGAGUUCUCUGUAUCGUGGUGACCGAGUUGCCCUGGUCUACAGAGAUUCUGAAGUCAUUGACUUUGCCAUUGCUUUGAUGGGAUGUUUUAUUGCAGGCGUGGUGGCUGUGCCUAUCAACGACUUACAAGACUACCAAAGGCUCAACUAUAUUCUUACAACAACACAGGCUCAUCUUGCUCUUACAACAGACAACAAUCUUAAAGCGUUCCAGCGUGAUAUUACAACACACAAGCUCACUUGGCCCAAAGGAGUCGAGUGGUGGAAGACAAACGAAUUCGGCAGCUACCACCCAAAGAAGAAGGACGAUGUACCACCCCUGACAGUGCCAGACUUGGCUUAUAUCGAGUUCUCUCGUGCACCAACUGGCGAUCUUCGUGGUGUUGUUCUCAGUCAUAGGACCAUCAUGCACCAAAUGGCUUGCUUGAGCGCUGUCGUGGCCACAAUGCCUGGAAAUGCCCCAGGUGAUACUUUUAAUCCGUCGCUUAGAGAUAAAAACGGUCGUCUUAUUGGCGGAAAAUCAGGCAGUGAGAUCUUACUGUCUUAUUUGGAUCCGCGACAGGGUAUUGGAAUGAUCUUGGGCGUUUUAUUGACAGUCUACGGUGGUCACACCACCGUCUGGUUUGAUAAUAAGGCUGUCGAUGUCCCUGGUCUUUACGCCCAUCUGAUUACCAAGUAUAGAGCCACCAUUAUGAUUGCCGAAUACCCUGGCUUGAAGCGUGCCGCUUAUAAUUAUCAGCAAGAUCCGAUGACGACACGAAAUUUCAAAAAAGGCAUGGAACCCAACUUCCAGACUGUCAAACUCUGCUUGAUUGACACGCUCACGGUGGAUAGCGAAUUCCACGAGGUCUUGGCCGAUCGCUGGCUUCGUCCACUUCGCAACCCUCGUGCUCGAGAAGUCGUUUCCCCAAUGUUGUGUCUGCCGGAGCAUGGUGGCAUGGUAAUCAGCAUGCGUGAUUGGGUUGGUGGUGAAGAUCGAAUGGGUGUCGCAUUGAACAAACUUAGGGAAUCAGAAGAUCAACCGUCUGAUAAUGAUAGCGAGGAAAAAGAAGCAGAUAAGCCGUCGAACGGCUUUGGAACCCUCUUGGGUGGCACCACUUCCACAACUCAACAAAAUAUUAAAACAGAGAUGGAUGAGGCUCUCUUAGACAGAGAAGCGCUAAAAACCAAUGAGGUAGUGGUUUUGGCUUAUGGAGCGGAAGCACGUAAGAAGAGUUCUAUUGAUUCGUCCAUGGUACGUGUGGGAGCGUUUGGAUACCCAAUCGCAGACGCUACCCUUGCGGUAGUCGACCCAGAGACUGGCCUACUAGCGUCGCCUCAUUCUGUGGGCGAGAUCUGGGUUGAUUCGCCAUCACUCUCAGGCGGCUUUUGGGCUCAGCCGAGGAAUACAGAGCUGAUAUUCCACGCACGACCCUACAAGUUUGACCCUGGUGAGCCAACACCAACAGCUGUGGAACCAGAAUUCCUUCGUACAGGUCUACUUGGUACGAUUAUCGAAGGGAAAGUGUUUAUUCUUGGACUCUAUGAGGAUCGAAUUCGUCAAAAGGUUGAAUGGGUCGAGCAUGGCCAUGAAAGCGCCGAGUACCGAUACUUCUUUGUCCAACACAUGGUGGUCAGCAUUGUCAAGAACGUCCCCAAGAUUUACGACUGCUCUGCAUUUGAUGUCUUUGUCAAUGAUGAGCAUUUACCGGUUGUUGUAGUCGAAACUGCAGCUGCCUCUACCGCUCCAUUGGCGUCAGGCGGCCCUCCCAGACAACCAGAUAUGGCUCUAUUAGACUCACUGGCCGAGAGGUGUAUGGAUGUGUUGAUGAACGAACACCACCUUCGUCUCUACUGUGUUAUGAUUACAGCUCCAAACUCCUUGCCAAGAGUGAUGAAGAACGGAAGAAGGGAAAUUGGAAACAUGCUUUGCAGGCGAGAAUUUGAUCUAGGCAAUCUCCCCUGUGUGCACAUCAAAUUCGGCGUGGAGCAUGCGGUACUCAAUCUUCCUAUAGGCGUCGACCCUAUGGGGGGUAUAUGGUCACACAUUGCAUCAGAGUCUCGCGCUGAGAUUCUUAUGCACUCAGAGAAGCAGUACUCCGGUAUCGAUCGACGAGAGGUUGUCAUUGAUGACAGAACAUCUACACCAUUAAACAACUUCGCUUGUAUCACCGAUCUGAUACAAUGGCGUGUGGCCCGACAGCCAGAAGAACUAGCCUAUUGUACAAUUGAUGCUCGCUGCCGGGAGGGGAAGGGCGUCACUUGGCGCAAGUUUGAUUCCAAGGUUGCUGCUGUUGCGAUGUACUUGAAAAACAAGGUCCGAUUACGCCCCGGAGACCAUGUUGUCGUCAUGUACACGCACUCAGAAGACUUUGUCUUUGCUGUCCAUGCCUGCAUUAACCUUGGCGCCGUUGUCAUCCCCAUGGCGCCGUUAGACCAAAAUCGCCUCAAUGAAGAUGUACCUGCCUUCUUGCAUAUUGUUGCUGACUACCAAGUCAAGGCCCUUCUGGUGAAUAAUGAGGUGGAUCAUUUGCUCAAGAUGAAGCCAGUUUCCAGCCAUAUAAAGCAAUCGGCUCAGAUUCUCAAGAUCGCAAACCCAGCUGUUUAUAACACGUCUAAGCCACCAAAACAAAACAGUGGACUGCGAGACCUAGGGCUGACAAUUGAUCCUGCAUGGGUACGUCCCGGAUAUCCUGUUAUUAUUUGGACAUACUGGACCCCAGACCAAAGACGAAUCGCCGUACAGCUCAGCCACGAUACUAUCAUGGGCAUGUGCAAAGUGCAGAAAGAAACCUGUCAAAUGACCAGCUCUCGACCAGUCCUUGGCUGCGUACGAAGCACCACUGGCCUUGGCUUCAUUCAUACUUGUCUUAUGGGCAUAUAUGUCGGCACUCCCACGUACUUAUUAUCGCCUGUUGACUUUGCUCAGAGUCCCAUGUCUCUGUUUGUGACUCUGGCUCGAUACAAGAUCAAGGAUUCCUACGCAACCCCCCAAAUGCUUGAUCAUGCAAUGUCCGCUAUGCAAGCCAAGGGAUUCACUCUACAUGAGCUGAAGAAUAUGAUGAUUGCUGCGGACAGCCGACCACGCGUGGAUGUGUUCCGCAAAGUACGCAUGCAGUUUGCCCAGGCGCAGUUGGACCGCACUGCUAUCAAUACAGUGUAUUCGCACGUGCUGAACCCUAUGAUUGCAUCCAGGUCCUACAUGUGCAUUGAGCCAAUUGAGCUAUGGCUAGAUACGAAGGCGUUGCGCCGUGGCUUAAUUGCACCAGUUGACCCAGAGUCGGAUCCAAAGGCACUCCUGAUUCAGGAUUCAGGCAUGGUACCAGUAUCAACCCAGAUUGCCAUUGUUAAUCCUGAGAGCCGUGUACACUGCCUUGAUGGUGAAUUUGGUGAGAUCUGGGUAGACUCAGAGGGCUGCGUCAAGUCUUUCUACGGCUCCAGAGACGCGUUUGAUGCCGAGAGAUUCGAUGGUCGCACUGCCGAUGGUGAUCCGAACAUCCGAUACGUACGUACUGGUGAUUUGGGUUUCUUAUUCAAUGUCAGUCGGCCUAUUGGGCCCGGCGGCACACAAGUGGAAAUGCAAGUGCUUUUCGUUCUUGGCAGUAUAGGAGAGACCUUUGAAAUCAAUGGCUUGAGCCAUUUCCCAAUGGACAUUGAACUCUCUGUGGAAAAAUGUCACCGCAACAUCGUGUCUGGUGGAUGCGCUGUUUUCCAAGCCGGAGGUUUGGUUGUUGUCUUGGUUGAGGUUAACCGGAAAGCAUAUCUUGCGUCUAUUGUACCAGUCAUUAUCAACGCCAUACUGAGCGAACAUCAGAUUGUCGCGGAUAUUGUUGCUUUCGUUAGCAAGGGUGACUUCCCAAGAUCCAGACUUGGCGAAAAACAACGCGGAAAGAUCCUUGCUGGAUGGGUUACCAGGAAGAUGAGAACAAUGGCGCAGUUUGCCAUCCGAGAUCUCGACCCAGCAGCGCUCGGUGAAGGCGGUAGCGAUGGAACGGAUCCCAAUAGGGCGUCUACUGGUAGCCUCCGUGGAUCAGGCAUGCAUGCACCGGGUGCUACCAGCCUGCGGAACGUCGAACAAGCUCCCCAAAUACUGGAACAAGACGAAUUUGAGCAGCAACAUAUGAUGUCUGACAUACAUGGUUAUCCAGCUCAUCACUUUGAUAUGCCCGAUGACCAGAAGACACCUACAGGCCACCCCCCUCGUGGCCCAAUGGGCGCUCCUGAUGAAGCUGACCAUUCCGCUGAAGGCUAUCAUACUCAAACGUUCAUGUCUGAGCUGGACUCAACGCCAAUUGUACCCCAAAACAAUCCGGACCAAGCGACCGAACAGCGACGAAGUCACUUACCAGGCGUUGAUGGGCGUGAGAGCUUGGACAUGUGGGAUGCUGAAAGGAACGAACCUAGUAAGAUGUUGGACGACGCUGAAGAGUGGACUACAGAUGCUAUGAUGCAUAUGAACCUUGCUGCGGAGCCCGAACGGAAAUAGAAGCCGAAUAGCGCAAGUUGGGACCUACUUUCCAACUGGAGCUCACUAAGAUGAGCAAAGCAGAAAACUGUUGGAGGUGUAAAUUGGUAUACGAUUGUGUUUUUGUUCUCUGUAUUGGAUGUCGUUUUUGGUUGGAAGGCAUGAUGUUUAUUGUCAUCCGACGGUCAGUUGCAUUGCACAUAACCACCCGAGGCCAGUUUAGAAUACUUGCUGGUAGCAUAUUCCUUUGGAUUAUAGAAUAUAAAUAUGGUUGGUUUACACACACCUAGCCUCUCAGUGCCAUGUGCGGACAGUCUAUAUUUGGAUAGCUUCAUCGAAUCUAUUUGUAUCCUGAAUGUGUAUAUAUAAGUGCGUCUAUGGUUGUGUAUAGCUCCCGUAUAGUUACGUAGCAUACAUGACAUAAGUGAAGGUAAGGGGAUAAAGGCUAUAUAAGCAAGAGUGCAUCUCCACGCAAGACCUCCUUGUCCGAGAAAGAAACUCCCCUGGUCUAAAAUCGAAUUAUGUUGCGUGACGAAUGGGAUAUCAUGUGUAAAAAAAAAAGACAAGCCUUUGACAAUUCCUAUCAGCGUUUCUUAAUGUCCUCCAGCGCUUGCUUGACAAUGCCCACCGCUUCGGCAGACACGUCUUGUCCCUUCUUCCAAGUGUAGAGCACAACACCCUGCUGCUCUAGCAACUCCUGUGCUCUAGCUACGCGCCGUCUCCAGAGGUCAACCCUGCGGUUCAUUCCCUGAGCGCCUAGGAUAGGCGAUCCUGUCGGGGUGCUUGCGCCAGAGCGGGAGCCGGACCGGUAGUAUGACAUGCCGGCUGGGGGAACAGCAGUAGAGCCGAUAUCAAGAGGAUCAAAGUCCACAUCAGAGUUGCUGCGUCCGUGGCCGAAGAGCCUGGGGCUUAAGUUCUUCAGACUCGCGAUGCGGCGGCGCGGCAGAGGCGGAGGGAAGUCGGGGGAGGAUUUCGCUGUUUUGGCGUCUCCGAGUUCGCUUGCGGCACGCGAUGCUACGGAUGAGGCGUUUCCUGAGCCUGGGCCGCUGGCUGGUUCUGAGUUGCUGAUGUUGGUUGUCUUGAGCGUCAGGUUUGCUAGGGGACCAGUCGCAGAAGGGCCGCUUCGUAGGGCAGCCGGCUUGGCUGGGCGUGGAGGCGGUGCUUUGCGGCCGCGAAGGAGGUCAGAAGCACUAAUGGGUUUAGCGGAGCUCUUGACUUGCGCAAGAGCAGCGGAGCUGUCGAGGUUGACCUCUUCUGGUUCCUCGGAAAAGUCGAUGAGCGUGCCCAUUAGUGGACCUGGCUGAGGCUUCAUUUGCGGCGUUGUGAUGGGCGCAGAGUUUUGUCGUGAGGGUGGCUCGAUAUGGACCCUGCUAUCCUCGAGAGAGAAGCUAGACGGCUUCUUCCGCGAGACUUCGUAGGCUGAGUCAAAGUAUCCUGGCUUUUCGGGCGUAGUGACAUCACGAAUGAAGAUGGCAAGCACGCGGCCUGGGUUUGCGAGUGCAAGAUCUGUGUAUACUUCAAGAUCCGCCUCGCCACUGUCGCCUACAAGCAGGAACUUGCGCUCUGGGAAAUCCUGCAGCAGUCGGUUGAGUGUUCCCUUUUUGCGUUCAGCCACAGGCUCAAAGAUGCCCUGUAGCAUGCCUGAGUAUUGUUUCAAGUGGAGAGAUCCGGCGGGGAGGCCGUUCAGCUUGAAGAAACUGGCGAGGACAGGGAACAGCUGCCAGGGGCUGUUGGAGCAGUAGUGGAAGCGGACGCCGAGUUGUUGAAGCUCGCUGUACCAUUCUUGCACGCCGUCAAUGGUGAGGUCGCCAAGUUCACGGAUAAAUGUGUUGCGGAAGAUUUCACGCGCACCGCUCGAGAUGUUGGACCGCUUAAUGGUGUCGUCGAUGUCACUGAUGAGACUAACGCCUUGCGAGGCAAUCAUGUUGACUUCUGCACCGGUCGACAAGCUCUCGUUGGCGAGAACGCGGACAUGAGUUGGCUCAAACUCGAGAGCAGCGCGUACGUUAAAGUGGCCGGCGUCAUUCGUGAGCACGGUCCGCGACUGCGAUUGUCUCUCGUUGUAGAAGAAGACGGUGAUGGGCUGUGCAACGAGCGGCGUGGUCAUGAAGGGAGCAAUGCGAGCCAUUAAGUUGGCAUUGGCAAUGGCCAUCUCGGCUUCUGUGAGUUCGUUGAGGUUUGACUGUUGUCGGGGUCCAAGGAUUGGGCUUCCCGGAACCGAGUCUGGUGUUUGACUUCCGCGACGAGAUAGGCCAGGUCGUGGAAUCGCAUCGCCCAUGGCUUCGCUAUAUCCGCCGCUAGACGCAACAUGCUUUUCUUGCUGUCCCUUCUUUUCGAUCCGCGCCGCCUCUUGCUCAAUGCGCUCUUGUUCGCCCAUUUCGUCGUGGAUCUGCGACUGAGGCUUGAUCUGUGACGGCAUGUCGGGGUUUAAUGUCGUAGUGUCAGUCUUUUGCACCGAGAUACCGCUGAGUUGUCGAGCCAAGCCGAUAAGGAUGCGGUUUCGCCGUGUUAUCGGGCCGGUUUGUGGUGAGUAUAUCCAGCCUCGGACGUCUACAUCGACAAUGGCUUUUUCAUCUUCGUUCUUCUCCCAUUCCUGGCGCCAGAAAUACUCGUCUUGCUGAGCACCGGGUUGUGCAGGUUCCGUAGGCGGGACUUGGCUCCAGUCUCUUCUGAUGUGGCGCUUUGCAUACGAUGGGAAGAGAACCAUCUGCUCCGUGCCUCCUGAAGUGAUCGCCACGUCCGGAAAGGCACCUGGGAUAUGCGGGUUCUGCAAUUCGCCUUCCCCGUCCAGAGCUCUAGUGCGGGACUGCGCAUACGAGUCUUUGAGGUCCGUCACGGCCUGCUGUCCGGUCCUGUAGAGAUUGCCAGCGAUGGCAGCCAGCUUGCGGCGUCGAUAGCCUCUCUCGCCCUGCGCGGGCUCAAGGCCUGGGGACGCGGGAGCGAAAUUCUGCAUUGUUGUAGUUUUUAGAACAGAGCGCGAGCCUCCUCUUACAUCCUUGGUGGCAGCAGUUCGAGCUAUCAAUCGAGCUUGUCUUGCGACCAAGAUAGCUACACUACUCGUUCGUUUGAGGAGGCGUCGUUUCUGGCGUGCCACUAUGAAGCGGUAUAUCCGGGACUGCAAUCGGUACUUGAGGCGAGGGAUGGUAUCUAGCUGGAGGCGAAGGACCUGUUCUCUGUAGCCCUGUCGUAUACGCGGCAGCAGUAUGGAUCGGAAGAUGCUCUGGUUCUGUCGAGGACGCGCACGCCCAAAGUUGAAAAUCGAAAGGGCGCCACCGUGUCAAUCGUGUUUGCAUGUGCUAUGUGAAAACGGCGUCCAGGUGGCCAGCGCCUAGGCGUAGCCUGGUAUUAUAUCUUGUAUUGGAGCCUAGGCCACAGGCUGGAUCGCCAAAACGCGAGGCAGCGGUUGGAGUGACGAGGGCAGCCCUAUCGCGCGCAGACAGCACGAGCUAGAGUUGCAACUCAGGCGCUUGCGUCUCCUGAUGGGUGUAGCAGACUGGGCAACUAAUGCAGGCACAUGUCGCGAGUGUGCUGAUGCCGC